Molecule: messenger RNA, 984 nt
Organism: Aspergillus clavatus NRRL 1
Lineage: Eukaryota; Fungi; Ascomycota; Eurotiomycetes; Eurotiales; Aspergillaceae
Product: Mpv17/PMP22 family protein
Exons: 2
Coding region: 1-984 (327 amino acids)
Cellular component (GO): cytoplasm; mitochondrion; membrane
Source: RefSeq, a predicted model, not a curated record
AUGACUUCGAUCCUGCAGAAUGGAAGGGAAACCCUGAGACAGCUGUCCAGGCGAACGGCCCAGAGUCUCCGAUCGCCACGAAGGCACCAUUCGUCCGAGCCUAACACUGUGCCUGAGAAGAACACAAAACCCGCCUCACAGCCUUCGUCACUCUCGUCAUCUCCGUCCUCUUCACCAAGCGUUGGUCCAUCUCCGAUCACCGCUUCAGCCGCGCCCACAGUCCCUGCUUUCCCCGUCCGCCGAACAGUUUUCCAGGUCAUCCAGGCAGGUCCCAUUGGGCGACUUGGACAAUCGUACUCGAGGGCUCAGCAGAGAAGGCCCUAUACGACGCAGCUGAUUAGUUCAGUUGUGAUAUAUCUGUGCGGCGACUUGAGUGCCCAGCUGCUGUUUCCCUCUGAGAGCCCGACGCCGAAAUCGCAAGCGUCAUCCGAGACCGAGCCUGCGCCAGCGGAGGAUGGCGAGGAACAGACUACUUCUGUUUCGAGUGGAGGGUAUGAUCCCUUGAGGGCUUUGCGGAAUUUGACGGUUGGGGUGGGAUCCGCGAUCCCGACGUAUAAAUGGUUCAUGUUCCUCCACAACAACUUCAACUUCCGGUCCAAGUUCCUAUCCAUCCUUACCAAAGUCUGCGUGCAGCAAUCGGUUUUCACCCCGGUUUUCAAUACAUACUUCUUCAGCCUCCAUUCGCUCCUCGCCGGGGCAUCCCUGGAAGAAACCUGGGAACGCUUGAAGGUGGCUCUCCCCGUCAGCAUCACGAACAGCGUCAAGCUCUGGCCCGCUGUCACGGCCUUUAGCUUUACGUACGUGUCCCCGGAAUUCCGCAGCAUCUUUUCCGGCGUGAUUGCCGUCGGCUGGCAGACCUAUCUCAGUUGGUUGAACCAGAAGGCGGCCCGGGAAGUCGAGGCGGAAAUGGCCGAAUCGGAACGUUUGUCUCAUACGGUGGUCUCGGAGAGCAUCAGUCCUUCAGCAGCGACGAUCAAGGCAUGA